GUCCCCGUCGCUGGACAGCUUCUUCGACGAGCGCCGGGUGCGGUCCAGCCCGGUCAGCCGCCCCAUCAGCGGCACCACCAGCGGCGCGCAGAGCCGCGGCCGGUCCCCGAUGAGCCGCCAGGCCAGCGGCGGGCUGCAGCCCGUGGCGCUGUGCCCGCGGGAGCUGGAGUCGUUCCUGUCGAUCGCCGCCACGCCCACCAGCAGCAGGAUGCCCUCGCCGCGCGGCGAGCCCGCGCCGGAGCAGCAGGCCGAGCAGGCCCAGCGGCAGGCGAGGGCGUGGCCUGCCUCGGCGGUGGCGCCCGACCCCCCCAUGGUGCUCCGGCUGUCGGACGCCAUCGACAAGCUGGGGCUCGCCGCGGCGAGCAGCGGCAGCGCGACGUGUUCCACGAG
Messenger RNA from Prorocentrum cordatum, 390 nucleotides. The record is from the annotation of a GenBank genome assembly. Lineage: Eukaryota; Dinophyceae; Prorocentrales; Prorocentraceae.